This is a messenger RNA of Sorex araneus (European shrew), 954 nucleotides long. It is a transcript of the gene NKX1-2, whose product is annotated as NK1 homeobox 2. Bases 1 to 954 code for a protein of 317 amino acids. Gene Ontology annotation, biological process: regulation of transcription by RNA polymerase II; cell differentiation. Gene Ontology annotation, molecular function: DNA-binding transcription factor activity, RNA polymerase II-specific; RNA polymerase II cis-regulatory region sequence-specific DNA binding. The transcript has 2 exons. NCBI's taxonomy places the organism in Eukaryota, Metazoa, Chordata, Mammalia, Eulipotyphla, Soricidae. The record is from RefSeq and is a predicted model, not a curated record. Gene Ontology annotation, cellular component: nucleus.
AUGCUGGCCUGGCAGGGCGGCGGGGCCAAGGCGGCCCCCGCCGACCCCCGGAUCUCCUUCUCGGUGCUGGACAUCCUGGACCCGCAGAAAUUCACCCGCACGGCGCUCCCCGACGCGCGCCCCGCGCCCCGGGAGGCCAAGAAAAGUUUGGCAGAGGCGGAAUCGGGGCCCGACCUCAGCUCGGGGGAGCCGGGCCAGCGGCGGGAGACCCCUGAUGCGGCGGAGCGAGGCGCGGGCGCCGCGUCCCCCCUGGAGGGUUCGGAGGCCGAGGAGGCGGAAGAGGAGGCGGAUGACCCCGAGGACGCGGGGCCGCGGCGGCGGCCGGACCGGGCGUCGCGCGCUCAGGGGGACCCGGCGCGCCCCCUCGAGGCCCGGGCGUUGGCGCCCGCGGCCGGGGAGCGCGGCGGGGCGGGCGGGGCGGCGUCCCCGGCCUCGCCCGGCUCCCCCAGGCCGCGGCGCCGGCGCCCCGAGCCCAGCUGUGCCAAGCCCCGGCGCGCGCGCACCGCCUUCACCUACGAGCAGCUGGUGGCCCUGGAGAACAAAUUCCGGGCCACGCGCUACCUGUCGGUGUGCGAGCGCCUGAACCUGGCGCUGUCGCUCAGCCUCACGGAGACGCAGGUCAAAAUCUGGUUCCAGAACCGCAGGACCAAGUGGAAGAAGCAGAACCCGGGCGCCGACGGCGCGGCGCAGACCGGAGGCGGCGCGCCCCAGCCCGGGACGUCGGGGGCGGCCGCGGCGGGGCCCAGCAACGGCGGUGCGGCGGGCAGCCAGGGGCCCCCGGGGCCCCCGGGGCCGGGCGCGAUCCCCUUCCAGACUUUCCCCUCCUUCUCCGCCACCAACGUCCUCUUCCCGGCCGCCACCUCCUUCCCGCUGGCCGCGGCGGCGGCCGGGGGCCCGUUUGCGCCCUUCCUGGGGCCCUCCUACCUGACCCCUUUCUACGCCCCGCACCUAUGA